This is a messenger RNA of Brassica napus (rape), 2435 nucleotides long. RefSeq names its product ribonuclease 3. Bases 1063 to 1749 code for a protein of 228 amino acids. Gene Ontology annotation, molecular function: ribonuclease T2 activity; RNA binding. The transcript is spliced from 4 exons. The record is from RefSeq and is a predicted model, not a curated record. Gene Ontology annotation, cellular component: extracellular region. Gene Ontology annotation, biological process: RNA catabolic process. NCBI's taxonomy places the organism in Eukaryota, Viridiplantae, Streptophyta, Magnoliopsida, Brassicales, Brassicaceae.
CAGCUUGAGACACUGACGCCGUAGACGCAUGCAUAUUUCUGAUUCUACUCACUCCGAUCCGAUCCGAUCCGAUCCGAUCCCUCCAGUCAGUGGAUUAAACAUGAUAUCAACUAUCUCAUACCAGAAAAUAUCUUUGAAGAGAAAGUAAAGAAGAAGAUGAAGAGAUUGACUGCUUUGAUAGCCAGCGCCGGAUGUGCUUUUAUGGGUUUAUGUGAUUUUGCGUUGAGCAGAGAAUAUGAGUAGGAGUUUAUAUAGGGUGAAAAACUGAGGGAGUCGGAGCCGCUUCCAUGUAUCACGAUCGAUACAUCCUUCUUGGGAAAGCGAUGGCUUUUUGGUAGAGUGGAGGAUUAGGGUUACGGGAAGGAGGUAGUAGGAGAAUUAAGGUUGGGCCGGAACUUCAAAUUGGUUUGAGAUCCAGCCCGUAGUGAUAUGGCAAAAUGAUUGGUGGGAAAUAUUUAUGCUCAUGUAGCACCCUUUAGAAGCUCUUAAAAUAGUUUCUUUUAUAUAGUAGUGAUUUGUUAAAAGGUUAAUAUAAAAUGAAGAGAUAAUAUCAAAGGUUAAUGUAUACCAUGUUGAAUGCUAAUGUAUAUUCUUAACAAUCGAUGAUCACUACAUUUGAGUCUUUGACCCUUUCUUACAAAACAUUCACUAGCCAAUAAUUAAAUGUUUGUAUGUACAUGAGUUGACUAUAUAUGUCUGAUUAGUUUGAACCUGGUUUACAUGUUCACAUGUUGUAGCGUGUACGUAUAUUAUUCCUUCCCAAUUUUUCUAGUUGGUUAAGAAUAUUAGAAAUGGAUAUCCCUUGGAAAUAGAAUCAAAGAUGUCUUUCGAGUCUUUAUUAAUCAAUGGGGAUGACUAACAAUUGUUUUUGAUUAUUGUAAUAAAUUUCAUAUUAUAUCAAAGAUCAUACGAGUGUUUAUUAACUAAUCACCAAGGCCGGCUACCAAUAACAACUAGUAAUUAAUAAAAUGGUGUCAAGGAAGAUUAGAUUUGUGUUUGACUAUAAAUUUGAAGCCGAAAUGUCUUAAUUAUGCAUUGCAGAAACAAAGAGAACCAAAAAAAAUGGGACCAAAGGGUUGGUUUAUCCUCAAGGUUUUGAUGUUUCAAGGUCUUUUCAUUUCGCAUUCCCAAGAACAAGAAGACUUUGAUUUCUUCUACUUAGUUCUUCAGUGGCCAGGAGCCUAUUGUGAUACAAAGCGUAGUUGUUGCUACCCAACAUCCGGGAAACCUGCGGCAGAUUUUGGCAUCCAUGGUCUUUGGCCUAAUUACAAAGAUGGUUCAUAUCCAUCAAACUGCAAUCCCGACAGUGAAUUUGAUAAAUCUCAGAUAACGGACCUGGUAAGCAGUUUGAAAAAGACGUGGCCAACACUAGCGUGUCCGAGCAACGAAGGGUUCAAGUUUUGGAAGCACGAGUGGGAAAAACACGGUACAUGUUCUGAGUCAGUAAUGGACCAACAUGAGUACUUCGAAAAUUCUCUUAAACUCAGAGACAGAGCCAAUCUCUUUCAAGCCCUCACAAACUCCGGAAUCAAACCAGAUGAUAGAUUCUAUGAUCUUGAAAAGAUCAGAAAGGCGAUAAAAGAUGAGAUUGGGUUUACUCCAGGGAUUGAAUGCAACAAAGAUCCCGAACGUAACGACCAACUUCACCAAAUUUAUAUCUGCGUUGAUACAUCAGGAACUGAGUUUAUCAAAUGUCCGAUUUUGCCUAGAGAAAGAUGUCCGUCUCGACUCCAGUUUGCGAAGUUUUAAUUAUAUCUUUCUUUCAGUGUGGCGAUCAUAAUUAUAUCUCAUGUUUUGGAAUAUUUUCUAAUCAUUUUAUCUUCUCCUUCCAGAGUCCAAAUUCAUGGGGACUCUAAAAUGUAAUGUGUUUUAUGUUACUUUAUCAAAAAUAAAAACUUUGGUAUAAUAGUAUGUGUAUAUUUAAAAUAUAUAUCUGUGAUAUUUUGAUGCAGCCUAGGCUUCAUCAAACUUCAACAUUAUUACAUCCUAACUCCUAAUUAAGGAACAACAUUCAGUGGCGUCAGAAAAGUAGAGCUACCCCUAGAACCGGUAAAGAAUAUGAUUCAAUCGUGGAUGAAGUAACAACGUUAUGUAAAAAAUGAAAAGAAAAGAAAAAAAUUUAACCAUACUAACUUCGAUUAUUUCAUUGUAUAUCUUUUGUGAACAGUUACAUACUAGCUAUUUCACUAUUUAUAUUUUUUUUGUAAAAUUAAAUCGCUAUCUUGUCGAUCUCGUUGACUUGGCUCCACCUUUCAUUUGUAAUUUCUUUUGCUUUUUCCAGUAAAUUUAAUCUGAAAAGCCAUUUUUUUAUCUUUUCUUGAAUACAUUUAGUUGCAAGUGUUAGUUAAGUGUUGACAAAAGAAGUAUUUUUUUUUUUUUUACGAGAGUAAAACAAACUAUCAGUUUAUAACAUUUUAACAUUUCUUUAAACAUGA